UGGUACCAGUAUGUGAGCAGGGGAUAUCCUUUGGUUUAUGAUAAUUGGUACCCUAGAGAUGUAAUUGAAAUGUAUAGAGGAAGAACCCAUGUAUACACUUCCACAUAUAAAAAAUCAUGCACUCUAGWGAUURAACRUGUGAACUGGAACGACCACAGACAAAAGCUUUAUCCUUGGGUGGAUCCAGAAAAUGUUKGGAAAAGCACAYACGCAUUCUAUGACACAACUGUAACAAUUGAAGUAAUUGGACAGCCACARCCACCACAGAUUAUGAUCUUCGGUGAAAGAAAAGUUGGAAAUUCUGUAACAGUGCAAUGUUCUGCUCGACACACAUGCUCCACCCGUCCACCAACUCUUAGCUUCAACAUCGCAAUGAAAGACAACAAAGUUACCCACACUGAGCUAUCUGAGGGCACUUCUAAAACUACUUUAACAGCUACUUUAGUCUUAGAGAGAGACUUUCAAGUUGUUGAGUGCACUGUCAAGCACCCAGGUGGUAAAACGGCAACAACAUCUGAAACCUUAACUGCACAAUGCUCCAUUUUCCCACUGAGCAUUAGCUCUAUGUCAUCUGAAUAUCUAGAAGGAGUUGCAAGCCAGGUAACAUGUGAAGCUUCAUACACUUGCUCCAACAAUACACCAGUUCUCACAUGGAACUACGCUAACAUGCCAGUUACCGGAGAUAUUAAAUCCUCUGGGAGUUUGAGGGAAACUGUUUCCACAUUGACAUUUACAGCAUCAGCUAAAGACAAUGGAAACUAUCUGACAUGUUCUGCAAGAUUUCCUGGAGGACAGACCGAGCAGAAGAGCACGACCAUACGGGUAAAACGAAACAUGCUCAAUCUGGAUUGGUCUUUCACUACUCCAGGAAGCGUAACAGGAAUGAAAGGGUCAUGUGUCAUCAUUCCUUGCAAGUUUUCCUAUCGCAAAGCCCAACCAAAUGGCCUCCAAGUUGUCUGGUACUUGUACCAAAGUAAUGGACGUGCAGACGUAUUCAACCAAAAACAGUCAAAUAUUUUAAGCAGAUAUAAAGGGAUAACACAUUUGGCUGGCUCUGUGUCAGACAGCAAUUGUAGUCUUAAAAUAGAUCGGCUGGAUAUGUCUCACAAUGAGGAUAAACUCUAUCCAUGGGUUGAUAUCAACCCAAUUACCUCCUACCAUGCACAGGGACACUCAUUUUUGGAUAAAAGCACCAAAAUUAUGGUUUCAGGUAAGAACAUAUAUAUGUUUAUGUAUAUCCUUUUCAUGCAUUAAGUAUGAUCCUUUGUGUUAGGAUUUUUUUCCAAAUUUCUUU
This is a messenger RNA of Poecilia reticulata (guppy), 1294 nucleotides long. NCBI's taxonomy places the organism in Eukaryota, Metazoa, Chordata, Actinopteri, Cyprinodontiformes, Poeciliidae. The record is from RefSeq and is a predicted model, not a curated record.